Nycticebus coucang (slow loris) is the source of this 957-nucleotide messenger RNA. RefSeq names its product ELL-associated factor 1-like. Gene Ontology annotation, biological process: positive regulation of DNA-templated transcription; regulation of transcription elongation by RNA polymerase II. The transcript has a single exon. Gene Ontology annotation, cellular component: super elongation complex. The record is from RefSeq and is a predicted model, not a curated record. Gene Ontology annotation, molecular function: transcription elongation factor activity. Lineage: Eukaryota; Metazoa; Chordata; Mammalia; Primates; Lorisidae. Bases 56 to 859 code for a protein of 267 amino acids.
GGGCUGGGGCAGCGCCCGGAGAGCUCCGCUCUCGGUGCUAGGCCGUUGUUGGACCAUGAACCGGACCGCGACCCCACUGCUAGACCGCGAAGAACAUUGCCUGCGGCUCGGGGAGAGCUUCGAGAAGCGGCCGCGAGCCUCCUUCCACACCAUUCGCUAUGACUUUAAGCCAGCAUCUAUAGACACUUCAUGUGAAGGAGAGCUUCAGGCUGGCAAAGGAGACGAAGUCACAAUUACAUUGCCACAUAUCCCUGGAUCCACACCAUCAAUGACUGUGUUCAAGGGAAACAAACGGCCUUACCAGAAAGACUGUGUACUUAUUAUUAAUCAUGAUACUGGUGAAUAUGUGCUGGAAAAACUCAGUAGCAGCUUUCAGGUGAAGAAAACAAGAGCUGAGGGGAGCAGUAAAAUCCAGGCCCGAAUGGAACAGCAGCCCACUCGUACCCCACAGCCAUCACAGCCACCACCACCUCCACCACCUAUGCCAUUCAGAGCUCCAAUGAAGCCUCCAGUUGGAUCCAAAACUUCUCCCUUGAAAGAUAACCCCUCGCCUGAACCUCAGUUGGAUGACAUCAAAAGAGAACUGAGGGCUGAAGUUGACAUUAUUGAACAGAUGAGCAGCAGUGGGAGCAACUCCUCAGAUUCUGAGAGCUCUUCAGGAAGUGAUGACGAUAGCUCCAGCAGUGGAGGCAGGGACAAUGGCCCAGCCUCUUCUCCACAGCCAUCACACCAGCAGCCCUACAACAGCAGGCCUGCCAUUGCCAAUGGAACCAGCCCGCCACAAGGAAGCAACCAGCUUAUGAACACCCUCAGAAAUGACUUGCAGUUGAGCGAGUCUGGCAGUGACAGUGAUGACUAGCCCUGGAUCUUUGAAAAUCUACUUUUUGGUGCACAAACAUGCUGCAAGACCGGGCUGCUCUAGUGUGGAGUCCACUGCCAAGAGGAAAAUGUUAUGGA